AUGAACCGACCAACAGAGAAGCACUUGCAGGCAGUUUUUCGAAUCUUACAGUACUUGAAGAGAAGUCCUGGAAGAGGGCUCUACUUUAAGAAAACAGAGAAGAGAAACAUGGAGAUAUUCACGGAUGCAGAUUGGGUUGGAUCUCUCAUGGACCAAAGGUCGACAACAGGGUAUUGUACCUUCGUGUGGGGCAACAUGGUUACUUGGAGAAGCAAGAAGCAACCCGUUGUUGCUAGGAGCAGCGCUGAAGCGGAGGUUAGAGCAAUGUGUCAAGGAAUAUGUGAAGGCAUGUGGCUGAGAAGAAUCUUAAAUGAACUAGGAUUCACUAAUACCAAUCAUAUGUCAUUAUUAUGUGACAACAAAGCUGCUAUUGAGAUUGCCAAGAACUCGUUCAUCGUGAUAGAACAAAGCAUGUGGAGAUCGAUCGACAUUUCAUCAAAGAAAAACUUGAGCAAGGAAUCUUGA
This is a messenger RNA of Eucalyptus grandis, 465 nucleotides long. RefSeq lists its product as uncharacterized. The record is from RefSeq and is a predicted model, not a curated record. The transcript has a single exon. Bases 1 to 465 code for a protein of 154 amino acids. Lineage: Eukaryota; Viridiplantae; Streptophyta; Magnoliopsida; Myrtales; Myrtaceae.